UGUCUCUGGCCUCACCGGCAGCACCGUCGGCCACAUCAAUGCCAUCUCCCUGCUCGUCGCCUUCUCCACGCUGGCGUCCAGUCGCGCUUGAAUCCACGCCCCGCGCCCCUCCUCUCCUUCGCGAUCCUCGUGCUCCCCCUCCUGCUUGGCAUGACGCUGCUGGCGAACGCGCCAGGGGUGCUGAUUGUGGGGCUGGGCGCGGCGGCGGCUGGGCUGUACGCGAAGGCGCCGAAGGAGCUGGACUCGCCGCUACCGAGCCGAUCGCCAGCGCCCUCGGCCGCGUUCUCGACGUCGCCUGCGCGCGUCCCGCCGCUCCCCGCGCUCUCGACCUUCCGCGCGCACAUGCUGCUCAUGACCAUCCUCGCCAUCCUCGCGGUCGACUUUCCCGUCUUCCCGCGCGAGCUCGCAAAGUGCGAGACGUACGGGGUGUCGCUGAUGGACGUCGGCGUCGGCUCCUUCGUCUUUGCUGCAGGCAUAGUCUCCGCACUACCCAUCCUCAAGGAUCCCACCUACCUCCGCGCGCCCACGCCCCCCAAAGUCCUCUCCGUCGCGCGCAAGGCAGCGCCGAUCAUCGCCCUCGGCCUCGUGCGCGUCGCGCUGGUCAAGGGGACUGAAUAUCCCGAACACGUCACGGAGUAUGGCGUACAUUGGAACUUCUUCAUCACGUUAGCGGUCGUGCCGGUGCUACAAGUCUUGUUGCACCCGGUGAUCGCGCGCGGCGCGUCGGUAUCGUGGUUGGCGGUGCUCGUAGGGAUGACUCAACAAGCUCUCCUUACUGUCGGCGGCUUGGACCGAUAUGUACUCUACGCCCCAAGAGCGACUUUGUUAAGCCAGAACAAGGAGGGGAUUGUGUCUUUGCUAGGCUACCUCUCCCUCCACCUCCUCGGCCUCGCGACUGGCACGCUCAUCCUCCCACCCUCGCCCUCGUACUUCCGCCGGAUGCAGCGCGCGCCAUUGAGUGACCCACCCAGCGCUACCCACUCGAAGAAGGACGACGAUGCCGCUCGGAAAUCAUACGACAGUGCUGCCCCGUUCACAAGCGGGACGAACGACAAGCCCCUCCCACCACUGUCGCUCCCACGCGAGGACGACAAGACGGCGACGGAGCUGUUCGGGUACACGCUCCUGUGGUGGGCGCUGUUCUACAUUGCCAGAUACUUCAAGGUCGGUGGGCAGGACGUGUCGAGAAGAAUGGUCAACCUCCCCUACAUCCUCUGGGUCGCCGCCUACAACACUACUGCCCUCCUCGGCUAUUUCGCCCUCGACCUACUGUUCUUUCCCCGCCUGGAGCGUUAUGACCCGACGUCGGGGCUUAAGCGCUCGCCGGGUGCGGGUGCGGGUGCGAAGGCAUAUGCGCAAGCGCGAGCCCCUGCGCUGCUCGAAGCGAUCAAUAAGAACGGGCUGGCGUUGUUCUUGUUGGCCAACCUCCUCACCGGGGCCAUCAACCUGACGACGCAGACGAUGUACGCGUCGAAUACGAAGGCCAUGGUCAUCCUGACCGCGUAUGCGGGGGUCGUGUGCUGGGUCGCGUGGGCGGUCAGGGGUAGGAGGGUGGUGAAGUUGUGAGUAAUGUACGGUGCGCUGAAUAGGGUAGUGAAAGCAAUUGAUACUCGCCACCUGUGGAUUGCACGGACAGAGUACUAUAUCAUUGGUCUUUUCCAUGUGUACAACGCGAGAAGAGCUGCGUAGCCAAGGAAAACAUACAUUCUACUGCGCCAUAGGUGGAAGGUAAUCGAGUACAUGCAAACGCAAAUACCCAUCC
Messenger RNA from Schizophyllum commune H4-8, 1762 nucleotides. RefSeq lists its product as uncharacterized. The record is from RefSeq and is a predicted model, not a curated record. Gene Ontology annotation, molecular function: glucosaminyl-phosphatidylinositol O-acyltransferase activity. Gene Ontology annotation, cellular component: endoplasmic reticulum; membrane. Bases 151 to 1566 code for a protein of 471 amino acids. NCBI's taxonomy places the organism in Eukaryota, Fungi, Basidiomycota, Agaricomycetes, Agaricales, Schizophyllaceae. Gene Ontology annotation, biological process: GPI anchor biosynthetic process; protein localization to plasma membrane. The transcript is spliced from 7 exons.